Rana temporaria (common frog) is the source of this 1409-nucleotide messenger RNA. RefSeq names its product hematopoietically expressed homeobox (gene HHEX). The coding region runs from base 159 to 986 and encodes 275 amino acids. Lineage: Eukaryota; Metazoa; Chordata; Amphibia; Anura; Ranidae. Gene Ontology annotation, biological process: regulation of transcription by RNA polymerase II; cell differentiation. The transcript has 4 exons. The record is from RefSeq and is a predicted model, not a curated record. Gene Ontology annotation, molecular function: RNA polymerase II cis-regulatory region sequence-specific DNA binding; DNA-binding transcription factor activity, RNA polymerase II-specific.
CAUGGAGGUUUGGUGUGGGGCUGGGUAGAUGUCAGUGAGCGGACAGUGCCUAGUGGGGCCAUUUAUAUUCAGCCUGAGUGGAGAAGCGGGCAGACCUCUGGGUGGAUUUUCUGAUCAGUGUGGACAGGACUAUAGGAGAAGGGGAGCAGAGAGGAGCCAUGCAGUACCAGCACUCCAGCUCCUCUGCCAUGGGGCUCAGUGUGCCCUUCUAUGCACCCACCCCUCUGCAGGCAGUGCACCCCACACCCUUCUACAUCGAUGACAUCCUUGGGAGGAAUGCAGCUUCUAAUGGGACAUCUGCCAUGACAGCGCCCACCAUGCCAUCUCCUAAUUCAUCCUUCACCAGCCUGGUGGCCACCUACAGGACUCCCAUCUACGAACCUACCCCCAUCCACCCUGCCUUCACCCACCAUGCAGCCCUGGCCGCUUCCUAUGGCAGCAGCACCUUCCAGAGCCCCCUCUACCCUUUCCACAGACCCAUGGGGGAGUAUGCCCAUGCCCUCAUCAGACAUGACUCUCUGGGUAAACCUCUUUUGUGGAGCCCCUUCAUCCAGAGACCCCUACACAAGAGAAAAGGUGGUCAGGUCCGGUUUUCUAAUGACCAAACCAUUGAGCUGGAGAAAAAGUUUGAGUCUCAGAAAUACUUGUCACCACCAGAGAGGAAGAGGUUGGCCAAGAUGCUGCAGCUCAGUGAGAGACAGGUGAAGACCUGGUUCCAGAACCGCAGAGCCAAAUGGAGGCGGCUUAAACAGGAGAACCCUCAGGGAAAUAAGAAAGAAGAAACCGAAAGUCUAGAAAAUGACUGCGAGGAGGGCCAAGAGAACUGUUUGAGCAUUGAGCAGAAAAUUAAGGACUCUUCUUUAGAUGGUUCCCAGUGCUCUCCCUCCCCUAAUUCCCAGGAGAACCUGGACACAGACAUAUCGGAGGAUUCUGAUCAAGAAGUCGACAUCGAAGGAGACAAAGGCUAUUACAAGUGUACCCACUGAUAUCUUUCUCACCAAGGACCUUUAAACUCAGCUUGCACUUUAACAGGAGCUGGAUUCUUCACCCCCUAAUCUUACUGUGGGGUAAGGACGAGGGUAGAGUUUGAUGUACCAUACAAUGCCUUAGCUGCCAUAUAAAUAGUGGAGGUAAGGGUCAAAUGUCUAUGUCGUACUGUACAUUAAACUAAAGGGUUUAAUCGUUAGACAAGGCAUGUUUUAAUAAUAUACAAGUGCCUAUACAUUUUGACAAAAGUAGACUUGAAGACUUUCCACUGGAUUUGAUAAACUUUUCUAAAGUUUUAAAUCAGCCUUAAUAGACUGCUAUCACUUGGCAAAAGUCAACUGUAGCGGAUGCAUAUGAAGUAGUGGGGUUGAUUUACGAAAACUGGAGAGUGCAAAAUCUGGUGCAGCUGUGCAUGGUAGCCA